Molecule: messenger RNA, 2297 nt
Organism: Oreochromis niloticus (Nile tilapia)
Lineage: Eukaryota; Metazoa; Chordata; Actinopteri; Cichliformes; Cichlidae
Product: rho-related GTP-binding protein RhoU
Exons: 4
Coding region: 553-1374 (273 amino acids)
Biological process (GO): small GTPase-mediated signal transduction
Molecular function (GO): GTPase activity; GTP binding
Source: RefSeq, a predicted model, not a curated record
AAUCAUAAUCUGCAAGAAUUGAAGUUCCUUGUUUGACUCCAUAAAGGAGAAAAAAGUAUUUGUUUUCAGACUAUUAUUAUUGGUCCAAUGCUUCAUACUUUUAUCCAAAUUAAUUUGGAAACUAAUCCCUGUUAAGCUGUGUGACUCAAGAGUUUGACCUCAAAACACAAAAGGUUACUUUAAUCACGCACAUCAGAGACAAUUUUCCUUUUUAAAUAAAAGCUGAAUUAGAUAACUAUGAACUAUUUAUGAUAUUUAUGGUCUCUGUGAACUUUACUGAGGGUGUUAUAACAGCUUUCCCCCGCCACGAUAUGCAGCCUCCUCUCUCCAGUUCUGAUGUUUUCAGCCUUCCCUCUCUUUCUCUGCUGAAGCAUUAGACCUACAGUCUACAGUUUGUAUGAGUAAUGAUGAUUCACGUUUUGCUUCUACUGCUCCUUCAGUCUCCACAGCUGAAAUGAUUUAACCACCAGAGGGCAUAGCAACGCUUCUUUCACAUUUUCACAAAGCAGCAGGUUGGCAGAAAUGAACUGAUGUCACAGUAACAGCAGAGCCAUGCUCCCUCAGGAUAUUGGGAAGCAGAAGCCUCGCCUUGUGUCGGACCCGGUGUGCGGAGGGGACUGUCCCCCGGUCCCGCCUCGGCGCCUGAAGAACCGGGACUUUCCCCUGAGCAUGAAGCGCCUCCGGUCCGGCUCCGCGCCCGAGCGCAAGGUGCACUGCGUACUGGUUGGAGACGGAGCGGUGGGCAAAACCAGCCUCAUCGUGAGCUACACCACCAAUGGAUACCCAGCAGAAUAUGUCCCCACAGCGUUUGACAACUUUACCGCGAUGGUUGUGGUUGACGGAAAGCCGGUGAGGCUGCAGCUCUGUGACAUGGCUGGACAGGGGAAGUUGGAGAGCCUCCGGCCCUUGUGCUACAAAAAUGCUGAUGUCUUCCUCCUCUGCUACAGCGUCGUCCGUCCCUGCUCUUUCCGUAACCUCACCACCAAAUGGCUUCCUGAGAUCCGUCAGCACUGUCCUAGCAUGCCCGUGGUCCUGGUAGGCACCCAGCUGGACCUGAGAGAAGAUGUUCAAGUACUGAUCCACCUGGCACAGAACCAGCAGCAGCCAGUGUCCACAGAGGAGGGCCAGCGGCUUGCCCAGGAGCUUGGGGCAGUGAGUUUUGCAGAGUGUUCAGCACUGACUCAGAAAAACCUGAAGGACACUUUUGAUUCAGCUAUCUUAGCUAGCAUCCAGCACACAGAGAGCAACAGCGUCCAGCAGCAGAAGAGGCUAACGCUCAGGAAGAAGACCCCUGAUAAGAUCAAGAGCCUUUCAGAGACCUGGUGGAGGAAAAUCAACUGCCUGAUGGGAGAGCAGAGCUGUGAAUUCAAAUGAACACAGUUUGAUUACAAACCUGAGUGAUGUAGUGUUUGACAGAGCUGGCCAGGUGACAGAUAAUGCUAGCUGAGUAAGCAUUAUCAACACAAAGAGCAACACAACAAGUUCCUGAAAUAAUUCAAAUAGCAGUUAAAAACUCUCAAACUGACAGGAAAAUUCUGCUAGAAAAAUGUUAGUAGAUCCCCAACAACUGAAUAUGUGCAUGUUAGAUUACAUAGAAAAUGAGCUGCACAGCCAGUGUAAAGCGUCUCGGUCAUUUAUGAGGUAUCUAGAGUAUAAAGACAGAUUUUAGUAAACUGCAUUAUGUAGCAGAAAUGUAGUACCUGGAGAUGUCUUGAUGCAUGCUCAAUCAUCCAGCUAUGGAAAGAUGUUUUUGUGCUGGGUUGAUUUUUGACAAUUUAUUGAAGUGCAGCACUGCACUGCAAGAGCACUGCACUGGAAUCCUGUUACUAAACCAUCAACUACAUAAUGGCCAUCAACAAAAGAAGGUGGUUGCAAGGAGAAAUAUUCAGCAGAUCCAUCUGUGUGCAAAAAGUUCCUAAAACACAACUAGGCCUCUAAGAUAUUUAAUAAAGUAAUGAAAGUAAUGAACAGUUAAUAUGAAAUGCACUUUGUAAACAAUGAACCAAUGAUGCAUGUAAGAAUCAUUUGUACUCUAAAUCAUUUUUCCUGACUUGUGAACUGAGAAAUGAGCAGAAUCUGAGGAUACAUAUAGAUUUGUGAUUGUGGGUUCAUAUUUUAGUCCUGAUUUCGUUAGCCUCACUCAUCUAAAGGGUAAAAAAAUGAAUUAUUUGGUUUGUUUGUCACUUUUACACCCAAACAUUAUAUACUCUUUGUUAGUUAUGUGUUUAUAUUUAUUGAUUUGAAUGCCAUUCCUGAUCAUGAAAUAUGCUCAGAAGCCUUGAAUAAAAGUUUAUUAC